Fusarium mangiferae is the source of this 2409-nucleotide messenger RNA. RefSeq lists its product as uncharacterized. The record is from RefSeq and is a predicted model, not a curated record. The transcript is spliced from 2 exons. Lineage: Eukaryota; Fungi; Ascomycota; Sordariomycetes; Hypocreales; Nectriaceae. The coding region runs from base 1 to 2409 and encodes 802 amino acids.
AUGUCAAGCCUUCAAAACGGCAUCUCCAACAGCGAGCACCCUGUCGUCGAAACACCGGUCGCUGUCUCUACUUCGUCCCUUGACAAUGCCAACACCGAGUCCGAGAUUCGUGAAGCGCUCGCCUCCCUGCAUGCCCACGAGGCUUCUAUAACGUCCCGCCUCGAUGCUCUCGUGGCUUCACAGGCUGAUCUAUCCCGCGACCUUGGGCGGCUGGAUCUGCUGCGGGCUGGACUUGGAGCGCAGGUCAUCGCCGCACGUUCAAUUGGGAAUGACAUGCUAGCAACGGCAGCAGAUACGGCUGGUCGACUGAGUGACAGAGUCAAAGAGCUGGAUCUCGAAAAGAGCAGAGUUGAAGAAACGCUGGGUGUGGUGGAGCAGGUCGCGGAGCUCAAGGCAUGUGUCAAUGGUGUGGUGGGUUCCAUGGGAGCACCCCAAGACUGGGAGGCUGCUGCUGGAUACAUAUCGAGAGCAAGCAAGGUACCAGAAGAGAUCACAAAGGGUUCGUUCGCUGUUGGCAUAGUACCCAGCGUCGAAGUCCCCGACCCGCCAUGGGUGACAUUGGAAGAAGCCAAGGAGAGUUUAUGCGGCCUCUUCUUGAGAGAGUUUGAAAAGGCGGCAGAGGAGAGUGAUGGCACGAAAGUCACUAGAUUUUUCAAGCUCUUUCCCCUGAUAGGAAGAGCUGAGGUCGGAUUGGAUGUCUACGGAAGAUAUGUGUGCCAGGGAGUCGCUGGAACCGCUCGAGCGACACUCAAAGACGCCAUGAACGGACAGCGUAGGGAAGGCUUCUUUUAUGCUAACGCCUUGACGAAGUUGUUCGAGCACAUCGCCCAGAUUGUCGAAGGCCACGGCGGGCUUGUGGAGCGUCAUUAUGGCUCUGGAAAAAUGGUUCGUGUUAUUGAACGUUUGCAGAUGGAAGCGGAUGUCCAGGGUGGUAUCAUUGUCGACACCUGGAGCGACGAAAGAGGAAUUGAUAGGAAACUCACCGACGUCAGAAGCUACCCAUUCUCGUUUCUAGUCCAGAGCUUUUUACCACAGCCCCCUCGCGGUGGCACACCGAGGGUGAACUCGCCAGCCAUAGGGGUAGGCAACAAUCCCCGAGAAAGUGAGGAUGAGGGUGUCAAUAUGAGAGAAGUUGACGGCCUCCUGAGUGAGAUUGCGGUGAUGCUUGGACGCUGGUCAUUGUACACUCGAUUCCUCGCCGGCAAGUGCAAGAACCCCGACACACCAGAUGAGGCACCUCUUGUCAUACCAGACGUACUGGUCAAGUCAAAUCUGUACCGAAAAGUAUCUACCAAGCUCACAUCCCCUUACAACGUCAUGACCACUUUCUUCUUCCGCCGUUCUGUCGAAAAGGCGUUCCAGCUGGAUGAAUAUCCUAGCGGUCUGUCAUUAAGCUUGAGCAGGCAGAUCGAGGGCAACGCCCCGUACAUUAUAUUAGCAGUGGACGAUGUCAUGUACAUUGUGAAUGCGGUCAUUCAGAAAUCUAUUUCAACGUCACAAAGAGAUGUCAUUGCGUCUGUCGUCCCGACAGUUGGCCGAGUGCUUGGCUCCGACUUUGUUGGUAUGAUCCAGCGCAAGAUGAGAGAUGAAUCGUAUCCUAGACCGGUCGUCCAGGGAGGAUUCCCACCUGAGGACAAGAUCAUCCAGUUCAUCGUUCUUAUCAACAGUCUGGACAUGGCCAACGAGUAUUUGACCCGAAUUAUCACGGGACGAAUAGGGGAAUCGAGUCAUCUGCCCAACGGCAAUGCCCAAAACGGGCCCCUCAAGGAUUCGUUCCCAUUUGAGCGAGAUGUUGUAUUUGUUGCAAACGCGCUACACACUCUUCAGACUUCGUUCAUUGGAAAAACGACCGAGCUGCUCAACGAGGGAAUCCAGGUACUCUUCAACCAGGUUGUCAAGCUCCGUUUAAGGCCGGUCCUGACAGAUACAUUCCGUGAUGCGGACUACACAUUGUCGGAGGAUGACAUUGCAGAUAUAGCGCAGCAGAACGACGAAGACGAGGAUGAACUUCUGGAACAAGUACCCCGACUGUUUGAGCAUGGUUGGGAUCAACUCAUGAAGCCAAUUGCACGUUUGAUGACACCUGGGACAUACACCACUCUCCUUGACACCACGGCACGCUACCUCUCCAAGAUAUGGGAGAAGAAGAUCAUGGGUUAUGUGGGCCGCACAAAUGCUCUUGGUGCAAUCAGACUGGAGCGUGAUUUUAUCGCGUUAGUAGAUGUCGUAUCUCGUGGGGACUACGCCGUGAGAGAGAUCUUCGCCAAGGUCCUGCAGAUACUUAUGGUAGCCAACAUGGAAGAUGACGAGUGGGAUGAGGUUAUGGCCCAAGAUGGAGAAGACGAUGCCAUCGAGUGGGUUUUGACUGAGGAGGAGAGGAGGCGGGCGAGAAGUUUGGUUAGAGGAUGA